GCGUUGCUUCAUCACAAAAAAAAAGGUGCAUCUUUCCAUCUUUAUUUUCUGCGCACUCAUCUCUCCGGACGAUUUCAACGCUGAUCGCUUACAUUUAGAAUUCCCCAUUUAUCUCUAAUUGUAUGCAAGGUACAAUGCAGAUCGACAUUAUGGCUUCGUACUCUCACUGCCCAAUCUCCAAUUCACCGUUCCCUAAUCUGAUAGUCUGCUACGUGAUAUUAUUUCCUUGGCUUUAUGGAACAAUUCUGCUUAGGUUUAAUUUUCUACCACAUCAAGUCAAUUUUGCAAGCACAAAUCCUUGGGUGCCAAGUAGCAGAGAUGGAAGGUGGUAGAUAUUCGGUUGAUUUGGGUAACCUCCAACGCAAUCGAAGGAACAAGAUUGGGAGGAAGAAAUCCCGCAAAGGUAAAGAACUUGCCGGUUCUUCAUCUCAAAGCCGAGAUGAUUUUGAAACGGGUUACCAAAGACGAGAUGGAGAUGCGAUGUCCGAAGAACAACUCCAACAAGAAUUGGCCCGACAUAAUAACCGCUUUCUACAACAACAACAAAUGCCGACGACCAUUGACGAAGAGGAGCUUGAGGAUGAAGAUGCGGAGGAAUUGGAACCGGAGACGGCCGAGGAGGGUGCCGGCAGCCACGACGCCGACGAGCCUGCCUCAUCCCAAACCGCCACCGGGAAUAAAAAAAGUAAGUCUGAACUAAUGAAAAAUAAUUUUGAUAAAUGGAAGGACCCACAAACCGGCUAUUGGCACGCAACUUGCAAGUGGUGCAACAACAAUUAUAGUUUGGGAACCUCCGGCGGAUACGGAUCCGCCGCAAGGCAUCUUAUUAAGGCAAAGCACCCUGUGGAGUAUGCAAAAUUAGGCGGGGGAACGGGGAAGCAAACUCAAAUAUCGAGGUUUGCGAAUUCUCAAACUUUUGGUAAUUUCUCCUACAAUGAUGCACAAAAUUUGACUGGUAUGGCUAACUUAAUUUGUGAAGAAAAUUUGCCUUAUUUGUUUUCUGAAAGUCUUGCUUUAAGAGAUUAUGCACAAGGUUGUUUAAAUCCUCAAUUUAGAAAUUAUAGUCGCAAAACUGUUAAGAAAGAAAUAAUAAGGCUUUAUAAUGCGGAAAAGGAAAGGUUACAAAUUUUUUUUGCAAACUUUGAUGGGCGUGUUACUAUUUGUUCUGACAUAUGGGAGGAUGAUUUUCAUCAUUUAUAUUAUUUGGGUCUGACUGCACAUUAUAUUGAUGAGGAUUGGAAUAUGCAUAAACGUGUUCUUGCUUUUCGUGAAUUUAAUGAUCGUCACACCGCUGAACAUAUUUAUAUUUUGAUUGAGCGUAUUUUAAUUGAGUAUAAUUUGAUUGAUAAGGUGUUUGCUAUUGGUUUCGAUAAUGCUACUAAUAAUACUGCUGCUAUACCUAGAUUGCGUGAGUUGUGUGGUGCCAAUACUUUGAUGGGUAGAUUUUUUCAUCAACGGUGUGCAUGCCAUGUUAUAAAUUUAUGUGUGCAAGACGGUUUAAAAGCGUUAGGAGAUUCCAUGGAGGUAAUCAAGGGGGGAUUAGACGUAUUUGGGGUAAUGGUCAACUUAGAUUAAAAUGGCAAACUUAUUUGAUUGAAAGAGGUGUGAGAUAUGUUGCUUUUCCUAAAGAUUUGAGUAUUCGUUGGAAUAGUACUUAUAAAUUACUUAAAGUUGUUCUUAGAUAUAAAGAACAUUUUCCUGCUUUUUUAAAAGAACAUCAUAACUAUAUUAUAAACGCGGCUGAGAUCGACACUUGCGAAAAAAUUUGUAAUGUUUUGAUAUAUUUUUUUAAUGCUACUGAAACUUUUAGUCAUGUUUAUAAACCUACCGCAAACCAAUUUAUUCCACAAGCUGUUAAUCUCGCCGAUGCUUUUAAAGCAUUUCAGAAUGCCGUUUUCGUUCAUUAUUUUUGUGAUUAUAUGAAGG
Messenger RNA from Cuscuta epithymum, 1926 nucleotides. Lineage: Eukaryota; Viridiplantae; Streptophyta; Magnoliopsida; Solanales; Convolvulaceae. The record is from the annotation of a GenBank genome assembly.